AGUUGCUUUUGUUAUGUUGAACUUGUUAUUGCUUCCUCAAUUUUCACAAUACACAAUACUUUGUACUUCAGCUUACCUUAGUAUUUUUGUGCAAGCGGUAGAUGUCCCACGGAUCGUGGGGACGGGCUCCUCAUAGGGGUUGCCGAUUAUGACAUGGUCGUUAUAAUCUAGUAGGUCGUGGUGCCGACUGCCGACAUGAAAACAGUGCACGGUCGAUAAAUUCCUGCCGGGGCGACACAGUUUCACAUGCGACCGGUGCUACACGGCCUGCAUGAUGGAAGAUGACGCAAAGUGUGUGCAACGAAAGAUUCGAAAAUGUGCAGUGGACGUGCACCCAACUGAAAAUGCUCUUGUCGUCUCCUAUGAACUGGAAGGCGUGUUUUUGGCCGGGACUGUGCUGGAACAUAGCCGCGAGUGUCAAAAACUUAUCCGACUUAAGCGUCUUAAUGAGACCACUGAUGUAGCCGCUCUAGCCCGAGAAGUCGUCCAUAAAUGCAGUAUUCUCCCGGAGUCUAAGACAACGGAAGUAGAGCAACUCAUCAACUACCUCCAAUGCCGCGGAGAUACAACUCGUUCUUCGUCACGAGUGUCCCAAAGGUCUGAAACUGCAAGCAUCUCCAAAACCGAAUCUUAUGUUGAAAUGCUGUACGAAGAUGCUGCUGAUAAAGUUCGGGGCUCCGCACUGGUGCUGCGACUUGCACGAAACCCAGAAAAUCUUGGGGAGCUUUGUAUGAACGACACAUUGCUGUGCGCUUUGGCCCGUGUUCUUCGCGAAGACGGCCGGAAGAACAUGGAGCUGGCAACUAACAUCGUGUAUAUCUUCUUCUGUUUUUCGACAUUUUCACAAUUUCACUCUGUUAUCACAGAAUAUAAAAUCGGAUCGGUUUGCAUGGAUUUGAUCGAUUUUGAGCAGCGUCGUCAUACACAAUGGAGAGAAGAUCUUGCUCGCAAAGCCACGGAGGAUGGUACAGAAUAUGAAAAGGGAGUCCGGAAAUAUCAUGCACUUGCUAAGAGACAGAAUCAGCUUCUGCGCGUUGCCUAUUACUUAUUACUCAACUUGGCUGAACACCCCAAGAGCGAGAUAAAAAUGGUGAAUCGUGGAAUAGUUCCUAUGCUGGUUAAGUCCUUGGAACGAGAUGAUGCAGAUCUCCUUUUGCUAGUUGUUUCUUUUCUCAAGAAGCUGUCUGUCUACUAUGAGAACACAGCUGAAAUGGCAAAGCUGGGUGUGAUUCAGUGGCUGGCACCAUUGUUACCCAGCAGGCCAGACUUACAGAAUGCUCUUCUCAGACUUUUACUCAACCUCUCUUUCGACCUAGAGCUUCGAGCAGGCAUGGUUAGAGUUGGCCUUCUGCCCAAGUUGGUGGAUUUGCUGCGUGAUCCCACAUCGGCUCCGGUUGUGCUCUGCAUCUUGUACCACAUUAGCAUGGAUGAUCGUUGUAAAUCUCACUUUACAUACACAGACUGCAUCCCAAUCAUUGUCAAGCUGCUUCUACAUUAUAUUGGAGAAUGUGUCCCUUUAGAACCUGCUGCACUGGCAAUUAACUUGGCUGCCAGCAAGCGCAAUGCGCAACUCAUUUGUGAACAUCUUGAUGCUCUAGUGGGGCAGGCUUUCCGUCACCAUGACCCUGUCCUCAUGAAAGUUAUUAGAAAUAUUUCUCAACAUGAUGGACCAACUAAAACUGCGUUGAUGGAACACACACCAUUGAUUGCAUCUGCAUUGCAGUCUGUAAAAAAUGAAGAAUUUGUGCUCGAGUGCAUUGGCACACUUGGAAACUUGAAUGUUCCAGAAAUGAAUUUUUCGGGCUUAUUACAGGAGCACAGACUAGUGCAGUGGAUAAAGGAAAUUUUAGAGUCAAAGGAAAGUGCGGAUGACAUGCUGCUUGAAGUUGUUGUUCUUGUUGGCACAGUAACAAGCUGUGACGUAGCCUGUGCCCACCUGCUGGUUGAAGGUGGGAUUGUCCUAUCGCUGACAAACUUACUCGGUGCUAAACAGGAGGAUGAUGAACUGGUUCUGCAAAUUGUGUAUGCAUAUCAUGGAUUGCUGAGACAUGAUGCUGUGAGGUUGAAAUUGGUGCAGGAUUCUAAGGUGCCGGCAUACCUGCUUGAUUUGCUUCAUGACCAGAACCCAGAAGUUCGUCGUGUCUGCAACAAUGCAUUAGAUUUAGUGGCUGAAUGUGAGCAAGACUGGGCAAAACGCAUUCAACGCUCCAAGUUUCGCCAGCAUAAUGCCCAGUGGCUUGAUAUGGUGGAGAGAUGCCUGGGAACUGAAGAAGAAAGUGACGAACCCCCAUUUGCAGACUCUGACCUUCUUGAACGAUUUGAUUUACUGUCCAAUGGCAGUUGGGCUUCUGAUCCUUAAAUAGUGGGAAAAUGGAUCAAUAGUAGAGACAAAAUUAGAGAAAGCAAAAUUUAGUUAGGGGUAAGUUAAACCUCUCCUGGACCUACAACCAGACAACAACGUCAGAGUGUCAAGGGUUUAUGGUGCCGGUUCUAUGUCCAGGCACGAACUGCCAGUCUGUUCUUCUGUUCUCGUCCUUGCCACCUCGCCACGAGCCAUUGUCGAUGCCACCGCCUUGUCAUCAUUGCUCUUCGCCGAGGCUGACGACGUGGCAGGGUAGUUGCUAGGGAAGAUUGACAGUUCCCAAGUUCACUUUGGGCAGGUUCAACUAAAUGUCUGCCUUAGAUUAUUUUGGAACAAUAUCUUCUGCCAUGUGUACCAGUUUGUAUUCCUCUUCUUCAGGUCGUUAGAAGAUCCCUAACAAACUCGAUUCUACUACUGUUCAUUGCCAUUUUCAUAGAUAAACAUUAGGAAUGACAAAGCCACUCAUGAAGCUACGACAUGCUCGCAACACUUGUUUGUGCCUCUUCCCAUUGAAUCAAGUGACUGAUUUUCUUCGGAGCACCAUGUGCUCUUAACUCAUUUCGUUGCAAACCAUGUUUUUUCAUGCCAUAUUGCGGGCAUAGGGGUGCCUUCUGAACCUUCUAACAGGGCCCUGCUUGUUUCAACUUUGGUAAAAAAUGACCAAGCUCAUUUUGGAAAUUUGGAGCUCUUCAAAUAAGAACAGGACAAGAGGGAUGACAUUACCACUAUUGAAUGGGCAUCCUUCCCUAGUUUCUUAGUGGUGCAAAUGGUUGUGCUAAAAUGUUGGUAAAAAUUGGUCACUUUGCUCAUCUGGUGUCCACAUACAUGAUGUUUCGAGUGUGGAAAAAAGCAAAGUAAGAAACUGGUAUUAUUCUUUUAAAUAAAUAAUAUUUCCUAUUGUUAGUCAUUUUGACACUAUAUUAGUGUCCCAGUGUGACAUCCCAAAGCUUUGCCUUGUCCCAACCAAUAUAGGAAACAUAAUAUGCAAACGAGAGACACACACAGCUUCAUGGCCAUAUAAGGUCCAAAUUACUCUUAGAUGAGGAAUUACCAGUACAUAGAUUGCAUAUUUGACUGAAUGCUACUUGACUAAAGGCCUAGGUGCAUCGUGCUGAGACAGUGAGUCAUCUUUUGUUAUCUUGCCAGAGACCUUCCAGGAUCAUUAAUCUCUGAAUCACCUAUGGUUGUUCAAGGGUUACUAAAACAGUGACAGUACCUUCUUGCAGCUCUGACACAUGUUGUUGUGAUUGUUAUUCCAAAAUGUGUUUACAGAAGAUUUGCAUAGAACAAUGGCCUUGGCAACCUGCAUGAGUGUGAUAUGACAUUUCUCUGCAGGUUUGACAUAAAACAGGCAGCUUAAACAGAAAGUGUACCCUGGUGGCCUCAAAGUGAAAAGAUUUUUAUUGUAGACUUUCCUCGUGUUAACAUUUUGAUUUGACUCUACAGCUAAAUUGACACAUGAUAUGACAGAAACAAUGUUGAAGAAAUUACCUCGUGCCAUGCAAUCAAUGAGUAGUGAGAUGAAUAAGCAGUUCCUGCCACAAAAUUGAACUUACUCAGCUGGAAUGUAUAUACAUUCUUCAAAGUUGUUGCAAGCCCUUACAAUCUUCUUUACUAUUCCUGUCUGCAAGUUUACAAUAAAAGCACAGUACAGCACAACAGAAAAUGAAAACUGUGAACAUGCACCCUGCAGAUCCACUGCUAGCAUAGUAGGAAAGCACACAAUUCUUGUCACUUUGUUAUACAUUUACAGCAUUUGUCUUUAUUUGUCUGUGCAAAUGAAGAAAUUUCCAGCAAAUCCAGAACUCUUGAAUUGUGUGACUCUUGUAACUGUGUCAUAACUACAAUUACAUACGAGCACAGGCAGAGUGUUCGUGCACUGUUUGCUCUCCGUAUUAGUGUUCUUAACUCCCACUUACUUACAUGCCACUCCCAUGACUGUUUCAUUUGAAGAGCACACAACAUGGUUGUUGUCUCCGUUCAAAAGUCUGCUAUGGUGAUGUUUUCAUGUAAACAGACAUUUGUUUGGUAGUGAUCCUCUGUCACUGCUGUAUUAGACACAUGGAAAAAUGUGUGAAUAUUAGGUCCUAUCAUCACAUCCCGCAGACUGUCUUUGUCAUUGUAGUAUAGUAGUAGGCCUCCAACUGGGCAGAAAAAUAAAAUUAUGUGAUAUCUUAA
Ornithodoros turicata is the source of this 4540-nucleotide messenger RNA. RefSeq names its product kinesin-associated protein 3-like (gene Kap3). The coding region runs from base 272 to 2359 and encodes 695 amino acids. The record is from RefSeq and is a predicted model, not a curated record. Gene Ontology annotation, cellular component: ciliary transition zone; axoneme; kinesin II complex. Lineage: Eukaryota; Metazoa; Arthropoda; Arachnida; Ixodida; Argasidae. Gene Ontology annotation, biological process: cilium organization; microtubule-based movement. The transcript has a single exon. Gene Ontology annotation, molecular function: kinesin binding.